Molecule: messenger RNA, 4759 nt
Organism: Candoia aspera
Lineage: Eukaryota; Metazoa; Chordata; Lepidosauria; Squamata; Candoiidae
Gene: ITGAL
Product: integrin subunit alpha L
Exons: 30
Coding region: 111-3704 (1197 amino acids)
Biological process (GO): cell-matrix adhesion; cell adhesion mediated by integrin; integrin-mediated signaling pathway
Cellular component (GO): external side of plasma membrane; integrin complex
Molecular function (GO): integrin binding
Source: RefSeq, a predicted model, not a curated record
UGCAGAAUGCUGUCUGAUGUUGAAAUUUCGUCUCACUUCUUCCCAUUUCUUGUUUUUGAGUUCCGUCUCAGCUGCUUUGGGGAGGGGGCUAUCAAAUUAGUGACCUGCUGAUGCGCACUUCUGGCCAUGAGCUCAAGAAAGUAACCUCUUCCAUCUUUUUUCACCACUUCACCAUGGCUGGGGUAACGUUUCCACGCAGUCUUCUCUCCCUGCUGCUCGGACUGUCUUUGCAAGGCACCUCACCAUCUCUGGGGUAUAAUGUUGAUCCCUCUCCAGUAAUCCUGUUCUCAACAAACCACAGCAAGCAGUUUGGGUACCAGGUCCUCCAGCUUGGAAAAGGCUCUGAAGCAAGGAUCAUCGUGGGAGCUCCCGGGGAGCAGAACUCCACAGGCAAACUCUACCAAUGUCACUUGAAGAGCAAAGACUGUAUGGACAUUCCACUCGAGGAGAACUCUCCAGUGCCCCACCUUGGCAUGACCCUGGCAAGCAAUAUGCAGGGGAAUAAGAUGAUUGCAUGUGGGCCAGGGAUUGAACAACACUGUGACAAAAAUCUUUAUGUAAGUGGAAUCUGCUAUCUGUUUGACAUCAAACUGCACAACCCCAAGAGCAUAACAACUGGAUAUCAAAAGUGCCUGAAAGGGAAAGUGGAUCUGGUGUUUCUUUUUGAUGGGUCCGGAAGCAUGAAGCCAUCUGAGUUCAAGACUAUCCAGGACUUCAUGAUUGACGUCAUGACUGCGUUGCGGAACAGUUCUGUACAUUUUGCUGCCGUGCAGUUUUCAGAAAGACCUAAACUCGAAUUUGAUUUUAAUGACUAUAUCAACGAUCCAAAUCCUGUAAAGCUCUUGGCCAAAGUGAUACAUGCCCAGCACGUGACCAAUACCUUCCAAGCCAUCAAAUUUGUGGCAGAUGAAGUCUUCAUUCCCGAGCGUGGCAUGCGAAGAGGAGCAAACAAAGUGAUUGUCAUUAUCACGGAUGGGGACGCCUCCGACAGGGACAGGGGACAUAUAGAAGCUGUCAAGAAAAAGAACAUUUUCCGCCUUAUCAUUGGGAUUGGUAAUCACCUUCAUACAGAUGAGUCUCAAAAGAAUCUCAAACUGAUUGCCUCAAAACCCACAGAUCAAUUUUUUAAAAUCCUUGCCAGUUUUGAGCAGCUCAAAGACAGUUUCAAUGACCUCCAGUCUAAAAUCUUUGCCAUUGAAGGUACCAGUGACAGCAGUUCCUUCCACCUGGAAUUGUCAUCCAGCGGAUUCAGUGCAGAUAUAUCCCAGGAUCGGGUGGUUCUAGGUGCUGUGGGGGCUAACAACUGGGCUGGAGGCAUUCUAGAGCAGCAGAAGGAUUUCACCGGUGAAAGAUUCAUCACAAUUCCCUCAGGCCGGAAAGAGAUGGAGGGGGCAUACUUGGGUUAUGCACUUGGAUUUCUCCAGCAUCAUCAGAAAAAGUUCUAUGCUGUUGGUGCCCCUCGAUAUCAACAUGUGGGAAGGGUCCUCUUAUUUGAGGCCAAUGCUAUCCCUCAGAAUUGGACAUUAAAGCAGGAAAUUAAAGGGCAACAGACUGGGUCAUAUUUUGGCGGGGUGCUUUGUGCUGUGGAUAUAGAUGGUGAUCAAGAAACUGACCUGCUGCUUAUUGGGGCCCAGCAAUAUUUCUCAGAAACAAGGGGAGGCCGGGUUUAUGCAUAUGGCUGGAAAGAGGAUAAUCUUGUUCUCCUCGAAGAAUUUAACGGGGAUUCAGGAUACCCCUUGGGCAGAUUUGGAGCAGCCAUCACAGAUCUGGCAGACAUCAAUGAGGAUGGACAGAUGGAUGUGGCCAUAGGAGCUCCCUUAGAGGAUGAAGAGAGGGGAGCUGUCUACAUCUACAAUGGCCAUGAGAAGGCUCUGCCUGUGGGGUACAGCCAGAGAAUUAGUGGAGCCAGCAUUUCUCCUGGCCUGAGAUACUUUGGACAGUCCAUCCAUGGAAAGACGGACCUCAGUGGAGAUGGCCUCACAAACAUCGCAGUUGGAGCCCUGGGAAAGGUGGUGGUGCUCCAAUCCAGACCAAUUGUUAACGUGGCCACGCAAGUGACUUCCCAGCCCAAGGAAAUUCCGGUGAAAGAUGUUGAAUGUUCUGGGGAUAGCAAGUCCUGGCAAAAUAUAAAUCUGAAACUUGUUAUCUGCUUCAACAACAGCUUUGCCACCAAGAGUUACUCAGGACACCUCUCUGCCAAACUCUUGUUUCGCCUGGAGAUCGACCCAGACAGGGUGAAGUUCCGAGGGGAAUUUAGGAAUGGCAAGAAUGUUAUAACUGGGGUCAAAGAAAUCUCUCUAGGAUCAGUGUGCAUACCGGAGGAAAUUAAUAUCACGAACUGCAUUGAGGAUUACUUGUCAGCCAUCAAGCUCCUUGUGAACCUGUCCCUUGAGGAAGACGGUCAGCUGAAGAAUGGACCUCCCAGGCCUAUUCUGAAUCCUCUAAACAAUAGGACAGUGGUGGAGAUUCCUUUUGAGAAGAACUGUGGGAUGGAUGACGUGUGCGUGACUGAUCUGAAACUUGCCUUCCAUUCUUCGGGGUCUAAGGAACUGGUCAUAUCUUCUCACCAUCCCCUAGAAAUGAAUUUGGAACUGGUGAACCAGCGGGAAGAUGCAUAUUUUACAACUCUCUACGUGCCUUAUUUGCCAGGCCUUUCUCUUCGCAAAUCUUCUGUGCUGAAAUCCAACACUCAUAUCAUGUUGAGCUGUAAUGGAAUGCUGCUUGGUCAGGACCAGAAAGGCCUUGCUUGCAACAUCAGCCACCCCAUCUUCAGGAAUAGCACCAAGGCUUUGAUCCAGCUCCAAUUUGGUGUCCUUACCAGCUUUGCCUGGAGAGAGAACUUGGAGAUGGAGGCAUAUGUCAGCAGUGAGAAUGAGGCGAAUGAAACUCUUCAAAACAACAAAGCUCGUCACAGCAUCCCUGUAAAGUACCCCAUCAACAUCAUUGUCAAGGGGUCAGAAACAUCUAGCUAUGUUAACUUCAGUUCUGAUCAGCAAGAAAACAAGACUGUGACACACUCAUAUAAAGUAACAAACUGGCCCAUAGAGGCAUCCCCAUCACCUGCACUACUGGUGUAUGUGAAGGUGCCAACUAAAUUUCCUGCUGGACUGGCAUGGAUGGUUGAUAGUGUCCUAACUAUGGAUCCCAUUGUGAGUUGCCAGCCUGAUGAAAUGAACAAAGCCACAAGGAAUUAUCCCAAGUUAAUUAAGCAAUGUGCAAUUGAUGAAUAUCUUAUCUACAAGUGUAAUCUUGGACAGAUAAAUACAUCUACAAUUGAUAUUACUGGAAUAAUGUAUACCAAAAACAGUACAGAGCACUCCCUUCAUUCCAAGCUUUGCACAGCCUUGUGGGUAGAAUUUGAUACUAGAAGAUUCAAAAAUUUCUACAGUCAUGAAUUUGCCCAGGUUCAGGUCACAGAAGUGGAGGUGAUCAUCAUGAUGAAUUAUCUCCCAAUUAUAAUAGGCAGUGCCAUUGGAGGCUUGCUCUUGCUUAUUCUCUUCAUUGUAGGACUUUACAAGUGCGGAUUCUUCAAACGUAAUUAUAAGCAGAAGAUAGAACUUCAGGAGGAAAAUGAGAGUGCGUUACAAACAGCUGACAAGCUAGAGGAUGGUGCAGAGAAAGAAGGUUCUAACGUAGGGAAUGAUAAAGAGAAUGAAACCAAACUCUUUACAGAACCAUCAAAUGAAGAAAAGGAGAUUCAAUGACCAAAUCCCAUUCCUCUCCAGAGACCACAGCCAGGCCACUUGAUAUAAAUGCUCAGUGGGAAAAAAAGAGAGACUUUUUGGUGCUGGCAAUGAAGGCUUUCUUUUUCCUUUUACAAAUGAAAAAAGGAGCCAUGGUUGCAUUUAUUUCAAGUGCUUCUACUGGAAAGAGAACCAUAAUCUGUAUUUGUGGAGGCAGCAGAUGACAUGAUGAGAUGGCCAGAACAAGAUGAAGUCGGGAGUGGCAUUCCUCUAAAUGACCGUGUUGCCUGCGUCCUCUGCUAGCCCCGUGAUCUGAGACAAAUCAGCUGUUUUCUGUGCGUAUUGUUUUUAAGGCUCUUUUCUAGAGAAUAGCAGAUUUUUGUCCGUUUUUCAUCUAUCAGUUGCACAUCAGAAAUGGGUAAGAUUUAAAAAGGGAAUUAUGCAAAUCAGUGUUGCCCCCCUCCCCUCACUUGGCGAAGGAUGAAGGCAAUUCUCUGGAAUUCUGGACAGUAACCUACCUAUAGACCAUUAGAUAAAUAAAUUCCCCUUUGAGAUUACGGCGGUGGUGGGGGGGCAAAUCCAACAACCAGUUUACUUCUUCCCCUUUCUUACCAGACUCUGAAAUCCUGGUCUCAGGAAUCCUCAAAAGAGUAGGAGGAGGAGAGACAGAAUGGAUAGGGCCCUGGUCAGAAGCUUCACCCUCUUAAACACCAUUGGCCCUGCAGCUGUCUCUAAAUAUUCUUGAUCUGAUUUAUAUUUCUUCCCAUGUUUAAUACGUGCACUUCACCCGCAAACAUCAAAACAAAAGACAGGAAAGGUAGCAAAGGGUGCUCCCUCUCGCCAGUCUGUUGCUGGCUAAGCCCUUGGAAAUACUGAAGCAUUCUGUCAUCAGAAAAUUUGCAGCAGAACAGAAUCCAUAAAUCAGGAUCAAGCUGAAAGCAAAAUGUAGGCAGGGUAUGUGGCAUCAAACCUAUACAGCUUUCAAACUCAGGGAUUGUCUGAGCUUUUCAGUAUAUUCAUUUUGCACUGAUUAUUGAUCUGCAUUAAAUUAAAAUAUUUUGGGAAGGUUUGUUGAA